GCCGCCCGCCCGGCUCCGGCGCAUGUGCCGCGCCUCCCCCCGCCCCCGACCGCGGCCGGAGCCGGAGCUGGAGCCGGGAGGCAGCGCCGAGCCGAGCGGGCGCCGGGCGGAGCGAGCAUGAAGGACCGGACGGGGGAGCUCCGCGCGGCUAAGGACAGUGAUGAUGAUGAUGAAGUCACCAUUAGCGUGGACCGGGAUCGCUUCAUGGAUGAGUUCUUUGAACAGGUGGAAGAAAUUCGAGGGUUCAUCGAUAAAAUUUCUGAGAAUGUGGAGGAAGUGAAGAGGAAGCACAGUGCUAUUCUUGCAUCCCCAAACCCAGAUGAGAAAACCAAGGAGGAGCUCGAAGAAUUAAUGUCUGACAUCAAAAAGACAGCAAACAAAGUGCGUUCCAAGUUAAAGAGUAUUGAACAGAGUAUUGAACAAGAGGAAGGAUUGAAUAGAUCAUCUGCUGACCUGAGGAUAAGGAAAACGCAGCAUUCCACAUUGUCGCGCAAGUUUGUGGAGGUGAUGUCUGAGUACAAUGCCACCCAGUCUGACUACAGGGAGCGCUGCAAAGGGAGGAUUCAAAGGCAGCUGGAAAUCACUGGCAGGACCACGACCAGCGAGGAGCUGGAAGACAUGCUGGAGAGCGGGAAUCCAGCCAUCUUCUCCUCUGGGAUCAUCAUGGAUUCCAACAUCACCAAGCAGGCACUGAAUGAGAUCGAGACGCGCCACAGCGAGAUCAUCAAGCUGGAGAACAGCAUCCGAGAGCUGCAUGACAUGUUCAUGGACAUGGCCAUGCUGGUGGAGAGCCAGGGCGAGAUGAUUGACCGCAUUGAGUACAACGUUGAGCACUCUGUGGACUACGUGGAGCGGGCUGUGUCUGACACCAAAAAGGCUGUUAAGUACCAGAGCAAAGCCAGGCGGAAGAAGAUCAUGAUCAUUAUCUGCUGCGUGGUCCUGGGCAUCGUCAUUGCCUCCACCUUGGGCGGCAUUUUCGGAUAGAUCUUGCCAAGGCGAAACUUUCUCUGUAGACAAUGCGAUGGAGCUGCCGAGCUGCCACGGCCCAGCUGCGCCCGAGGGGAGCCAAGCCCUGCAGCCGCCAGGGAGGGGCCCUCCCAGCAGAAUUUCAGUUUCUAAUGCAUGAUCGUUUUGUAACACUGUGUGUACGGUGUGGUGCGUCUGUGUGGCGAGGGGGCAGGCGGACAGUAUCCGGGGCUGGGACGUGGCGGGGAGCUGGACCUGAUGGAGGGCAGAGCACACGUGUGGCACUGAGCCUAAAGCAAGGCAGCUAACUGGUGCAGAGGGAGCCAGGCUGCCCUCGUGUAGUGAGGCUCCUAGCAUGGUGCCAGGGGUAGGACAGCAAGUUGUGCCAAUGGCACUGGGCGAGGGAGAGCAAGGGGCAGUGCUGUGUCCCCUGCAGAGCAGAAGAGAGCACUAGCCAGCCAGUCCCCACCCACCUUUGUAGCCUGGCACUGCCAGUGGGUGUUCACUGGCAGUCAUAGCUCUUUCUCCCUCUGCUCUGCCAGGGCAUUGCUGACAAAACGCCACACCCCUCAGCCUGCUCCCUGCAGUGCCUCCCUCCCCAGGGCACACCUGGCACUACACCUGCCCAGCUGCUGCUCCCUGAAGUGCCCCCUCCACCAGCCAUACCUGGCACUGCACCCACCCCGCCUGCUCACCACAGUGCCCACCUCCACCAGCUGGCCCUGACCUCCCCUCGCUGGCUGUUUGGUGCAAGGCCCAGUCCCUGCUGCUGCCCCUUUCCCUCCCCUCUGGCUGGCUGCACGGGGUUCAUUUCUCUUUGCUGCUGCACUGCUGUGGCUGGAGGGUGUUUUCUGCAAGGCUGGGCUGAUGGGGCAGCUGUCCCGUGUGGUUGGCUGGGCCUGGUUCCAUGGGGGGUGGGGGAAUGUUGGGGUAGGGUGGCAUGUGCUCUGCUGCACUGCCCCCCUGGCGAGCCUACGACCCUCUUGUGCUGAUGCUUCCCAAGUGCUGGUGCAGGUUCCCUGGGGGGGGAACUGCACCCCUUUGGAAUAGGCCCAAGGCAUCAGCGUUCCCUGGCAUGCUCCACGCCCGUUUGGCCUGGGGGAGAUGGGCAGUGCCAAGCAGGCAGAUGGCAAGGAGCUUGCUGGCCACUGCAUGGGUCUGGAGCCACCUCUAGGGCUGGGCAGGAAGUGUCUGAAUUGCCUGUGCCACUCACCCAGGUAAGGGGAUGAGGCCAGAGCAGAGGCUCAUGUUGUCCUGAGUGUGGGUUGCUGGGCAACCAUUCCAGGGCUCGGACUCCUGCAGGCAGCUCUCAGCCCUGCCCCUAGGUUGGAUUUCCCAGCCCCUCUCUCUGGGUCACCCAGGGCCCAGGCCUGGCUCCCCCGUCACCCCUCCCCUGCGACAGACCCAGGCUCUGUGCCCCAACUGCGCUUGGUUCCCCCAACCCUGCUGUGUCUGGCCAGUUGGGGAUGGGCCUGGGCUGCACAUGGGAGCCCUGCAGCCGUUCCCCAGGCUGAGGCCCCCACAGAGCAGCCCAGGUACCAGGCUCCUGCGCUGCCAAUGGGCAGCUGACGUUCAGUGUUGUAAGCUCCAUCUCUUCCAGCUCCCAAAGGGAGAGUGUUGCAGGGCUGGCUCUGUCCCUCCCCCAUCCGGGGCACCCCCCCCUCACCCCAGCUGUAAUGCAAGAGCCAUACCAGCCCUCUGGCCUUCCGGGGGGGGGGUGCCUGACCUCACCCCCAGCUCAUCAGCACUGAGCGCUCAAGGGACCAGUUUGCCAAGACACCCCUGGCUUCAGGGCACCACAUCCCCCGUCCCCAGGGGCUGCAGUGAACGUGUGUGUGGUGGCAGCCUGCACACCUGCUGGAGGGAGCCCACAGUGAGAGCCUGGCCCCCUGACCCUUCCCAGCCCCCAGCCCUGCGAGCCCAGAGACACCUGGGAGCAAGAGCCCACCUGUGCUCACCUGCCUGGGGGUGGGUCUGCACCAAGGCCCUGUCUGCUCUGCCUGGAUCCCCGCAGCGAGUGGGGAGGGCCCUGUGUGUGGCAGAUCAGCAAGCAAUAACAGGCUGCCACCAUGACAGCUCUUGGUGAGCAAGGACGGGUGGUCACCCUUUCCAAAAUGCAGCUGCUGGGGAGGCUGAUCAGCUAUUUCUUCCUAAACCCUCCUUGCAGGUGCAGAAGGCUCCACAGCACCUUUGCAGCCUUUAGGAGCAGGGCUAGAACACCGGCUGGGGUGAGCCAGACAGCCCUGCCCCACAUCCUCAGGUGCAGGGUCUUGCACUCAGCACACCACCUUGCUGCCAGAACAGCUGAGCAUGCAGGGGACAGGUACUGUGGGGGAUAAGGCACCUGCCAACACAUUUGCAAGAAACCAGCAAUACAAAGGGGGCAGGUGAAAUUGGGGGGACAGCAAUACAGCAAGUGGGAUUCUGCCAGCUAGGGCUCCCCUCCUAGCAGCUGCUCCGUGGGGAGCUGACAUAACUAACCUGUGGGGCUGAGAAGCCUGCAGUAGGCAAGGCAAAGGGCAUUCUCUAGGGGUUAGGGGCUAUACUUUCACUGGAGGCAGUGGAGGGAAGGUGAAUUGGUGCAACACUGCAAUCCCUGCACCUUCAAGAGCCCUGGCCUGUCCCUCUCCCACCCAUUGCACGAGUUGACGUGAUUAGCCAUGCUAUGUUUGUGCGUGGGGAAGAUGUUUUACAUUUCCUUUGGAAACACGUCUUUUCUCAAGAAGCAUCUGUCCUACAUGCCCAUAGGACUCCCAGCACCAGAGGCUUGACAGUAUUUCAGGAGUAAGGGGGUGGGGCACAUGUAGCUUUCACUCAUACUGGGGAUUUGUUUUUUAAUUAAUGUACUUGAAAGAGUUCAGAGCAACCCCUUGGCAUUGUAACGUCACUGUACCGUGAGCUAAGUGUCCUUGUUUUCUAUGUGGAUCUUGAACCCAACUUGCUUUGUUCCAAUGGCUAGAACAACAUUGUAUGUUGCUCCCUGUCUACAUCCAGCUCCUGUCCCACCCCCAGCUUUGGGUGCAAAACAGCUUCCCAGUUAGUGGAAUUUUUAUGUAGAAUAAACAUUUGUAACCUUAAACCCA
Molecule: messenger RNA, 4049 nt
Organism: Caretta caretta (loggerhead turtle)
Lineage: Eukaryota; Metazoa; Chordata; Testudines; Cheloniidae
Source: RefSeq, a predicted model, not a curated record